Messenger RNA from Sceloporus undulatus (fence lizard), 691 nucleotides. RefSeq names its product fatty acid binding protein 3 (gene FABP3). Gene Ontology annotation, cellular component: cytosol; nucleus. The record is from RefSeq and is a predicted model, not a curated record. NCBI's taxonomy places the organism in Eukaryota, Metazoa, Chordata, Lepidosauria, Squamata, Phrynosomatidae. Gene Ontology annotation, molecular function: fatty acid binding. Gene Ontology annotation, biological process: fatty acid transport. The coding region runs from base 68 to 469 and encodes 133 amino acids. The transcript has 4 exons.
CAGCAGCAGCAGCAGCGACGACCCAGGGAGCCUCGCCCGCCUGCCUGCCUUCCUCCCUCGUGGCGCCAUGGCCCAAGCCUUCGCCGGCACCUGGAACCUGGUCGAGAGCAACGCCUUCGACGAAUACAUGAAGGCCAUCGGUGUGGGUUUUGCCACAAGACAGAUUGCGAACAUGACCAAACCUACCACCAUUAUUGAAGUAGAUGGGGACAAGAUCACCAUCAAGACUCAGAGUACCUUCAAGAGCACAGAGAUUAACUUUAAAUUGGCAGAAGAAUUUGAUGAAACAACAGCAGAUGACAGACAUGUCAAGUCCAUUGUGACACUAGAUGAAGGCAAGCUUGUUCAUGUGCAGAAAUGGGAAGGAAAGGAGACCUCGCUAGUUCGAGAACUGAAGGAUGGAAAACUAAUUUUGACUCUGACAAUGGGUAACGUGAUCUCCACUCGUACCUAUCAAAAAGCGGAAUAGGUUUCUACUACUGGUCAUCGAAUGACAAACUCAUUGCCAAAUUGCCUGUACGAUUUUUUCCAGUGUUUUUGUAUAGUUAUUGCACCUUUUUGAAACCAUUCACUACCACAAUCUUUCCAGCUGCUUCUUAUUCUUGUAUUUGAGUUUUGUUUUUUGCUUUUUAAAAUAUUAAUAAGUGGAAAAAACAAUGUGGACGAUAAUAAACUGAAGCAGUUGAUAACA